Ilex paraguariensis (yerba mate) is the source of this 1127-nucleotide messenger RNA. NCBI's taxonomy places the organism in Eukaryota, Viridiplantae, Streptophyta, Magnoliopsida, Aquifoliales, Aquifoliaceae. The record is from the annotation of a GenBank genome assembly.
AUCCAGAGAGAGAGAGAGAUGGUGAACCUAGUGGCAGCACAGAAGCCCUUGAUGCUUGGCCUGAUGAAGAUGGCUGGGAUCAAGCCCCACACAGUAGAGAUUGAACCAGGAACAGUCAUGAAUAUCUGGGUCCCCAAAGAAACGAUCAAGAAACCCAAAAAAAGCAAAAACAAAACCACCGCCAGCGCCACCACCAAUAUCAUCAAACCCACCAAGCCUGUAGUGGUACUCGUCCACGGCUUUGCAGCCGAAGGCAUUGUAACAUGGCAAUUCCAAGUAGGUUCUCUCACCAAAAAGUACUCCGUCUACGUGCCGGACCUCCUCUUCUUCGGAGGUUCAAUGACCGACAGCUCCGACCGAUCACCGACGUUCCAGGCCGAGUGUUUAAUAAAUGGACUCAGAAAGUUGGGAGUCGAGAAGUGCACGGUGGUUGGCUUCAGCUACGGUGGCAUGGUUGCGUUCAAGAUGGCUGAGCUUUACCCGGACUUUGUUCAUGCUUUGGUGGUCUCUGGUUCAAUCCUGGCCAUGACUGACUCCCUUAGCACUGAAACAAUAAGCAGCCUCGGGUUCUCUUCUUCUUCUGAGCUCUUGUUGCCUAACUCUGUGAAGGGUCUGAAGGCACUUCUCUCUGUUGCUGCUCACAAAAAGCUCUGGUUUCCUGAUUGUCUUCACCAAGAUUAUCUUGAGGUGAUGUUCACCAACAGAAAGGAGAGAGCUGAGCUACUUGAGGGGUUGAUCGUUAGCAAUAAAGACACUAACAUCCCCAACUUUUCCCAGAGAAUACAUCUGUUAUGGGGAGAGAAUGAUCAAAUAUUCAAGCUGGAGCUUGCCCAAACCAUGAAAGAGCAACUGGGAGAGAAGGUAACAUUUGAAGGCAUAAAAAAGGCAGGCCACCUGGUUCAUAUAGAACGACCCUGUGUCUACAACAGGUUUCUCAAGAAAUUCCUUGCUUCCCUACAUGCAGAUGAAGCCCGGAAAUGACGAACCUACCCGCCUAUAUUUUCCAUCUGAGCUCAUAUUUGUUUGUAACCUUGCUCUGUGAUUUAAAGAAGAAACAUGGGCUCUAUUGUCCAUGACUUGAAAUAAAAGCUUCUUAAGUGUACCAUGAAGAGUAAAAAAAAAGUGAA